CAACCAUCUUGUCUUCAUCGCCUGUAUAAUCACCAUUUCCUUACAAUACCCGCAACACCUUAAUCACCAUGUUGUCGCUCCGCACGCUCGCACGCAGCGCUCCGCGAACAGCAGCUCGCUUCGCCUCGACAUCGAUCGUCAAGCCAUCACCCUUCACGUCAACCAUCCGAUCGCAAAUCAGCCAACAGAUCUCCCGAAGCGCCCUCUUCUCCACGUCACGAGCACGCUUCGAUGAACACUCACAACAACUCGCUGUCAAGCUCGAAAGCGAAAUCAGCAUCGAAAAUGAUGAAUCGGCUGCACAGGCGGGCUCCGACCAGAACAUUGAACAGUUCAAGGCCGAGAACCCCUUCUGGUCCAUCGAGGAUGUUGCAGGCGAGCAAGACGUAUUCCUGACCCGCAAGUACGAGGAUGAGCAAAUCACUGUCCACUUCUCAAUAGCAGACUUCAACUCCGAGAUGGAAGACGACAGCUAUGGAGAGGACGACAUGGCCAUGGGGGAUGAAGAGGACAUGGAGAUGCAGUCGGGAGGCGCCAACACGAAGGGUUCCAUCAACAAGGGCGGCAAGGCUGAUGGAAACUUCAGGGUCGCCCCUGAAGAUUCGGUUGCGCCAGCUGACCGGGAGGAGUUGGCCGAUGAGGACUCUGGUGAUGUGCCACAACAAUUCCCCGUCGCCGUCACGGUUCUCAUCCAGAGACCGAACAAGGGCGCCCUCAAAUUCUACCUCACUUCGAGCGACGGCGACUUCAUGAUCAACCAGCUGGUGCAACUACCAAAGGAUGUCAAGGGCGAUGCGAAAGCCCUGAUCCGCGAAAACCCUGAACACCUCUACGCUGGACCACCUUUCCAGCAGCUCGAUGAGGAGUUGCAGAGUAUCCUGGAGAGCUACCUCAACGCACGAGGUGUUUCCGAGUAUCUCGCUCAGGUUGUGCCAGACUACAUUGAUGUCAAGGAGCAAAAGGAGUAUCUCGGCUGGUUGAACCGAGUUAAGGAAUUUGUGGAGUAAAGUCCUCGUGUGGGAAAGACCGAAGGAUAAAAAGUAGGAGAACCAAAACAUGCCUGAGAGCCAGCCACAAGGCUUUGCCGAAAGAUGGCACGCCCGGUUGAAGGGGACGCAACAGCAGAGAUGAUGACGACAGCAUCGAGGCUCCGGGGGGGAAAUGGCGAAGGGCGAAAGCCAGAUUAGUACGUGUAUGAUGUUCGUUCCGAUGCACCGGUUUUGUACAUCAGUUAUAUCACAAUAUGACCAAACUCAUCUCAAGAUGGUGUCAAGCAG
This is a messenger RNA of Sphaerulina musiva SO2202, 1277 nucleotides long. Its product is annotated as mitochondrial glyco protein. The coding region runs from base 69 to 1007 and encodes 312 amino acids. Gene Ontology annotation, cellular component: mitochondrial matrix. Lineage: Eukaryota; Fungi; Ascomycota; Dothideomycetes; Mycosphaerellales; Mycosphaerellaceae. The record is from RefSeq and is a predicted model, not a curated record. Gene Ontology annotation, biological process: cytosolic ribosome assembly. The transcript is spliced from 2 exons.